Schistocerca cancellata (South American locust) is the source of this 1669-nucleotide messenger RNA. RefSeq names its product serine protease snake-like. Gene Ontology annotation, biological process: proteolysis. The transcript is spliced from 7 exons. Gene Ontology annotation, molecular function: serine-type endopeptidase activity. Bases 72 to 1139 code for a protein of 355 amino acids. NCBI's taxonomy places the organism in Eukaryota, Metazoa, Arthropoda, Insecta, Orthoptera, Acrididae. The record is from RefSeq and is a predicted model, not a curated record.
GAGUCCAGUUCUUCGCCAGGCGCCGCAGUAGGAGGUGAAGACGAUUGGCGGCUCGCAGUUGUGCAUCAGAGAUGGGCUCCGGAACGAUUGCCUUCGUAGUGCUGGCAGCGUGCGCCACGGCCAGCGCUAUCGUAUUCAGCGAAGACGCCAAGCCCUCCGUAUACAACGACUUGGUGUGUCAGCUGCCCGAUGGCUCUGGUGGUCUGUGUCGUGCUGCCAGUGACUGUCCGUCAGCAUCCUCUGCUGAGGCAUGUGUUGCCAAAGGCCUUGUCUGCUGCCCCAGCACCACAACAUCCCCAGCACCUGCCACUGGUGUUGGCAUCAAAAGCAGGCAAGAAUGUGAAAAGAGUGCACAACUAGCUACAGUGGAUGAGUGCCCACCGAUUGAAAUGACUCCUGGCAAGAAUAUAGCAGUACCAGGCCUAUUCCCCUACCUAGCAGUACUAGGGUAUGGUAAUCUAAGUGACAGCAAAUGGCUUUGUGCUGGUGUGCUAGUGAGUGAAUCUUCUGUGCUCACCACUGCACGAUGCCUAGGAAAUCGUAAUCUUGGUAUUGUGAGCCGUGUACGCCUGGGUGAUGUUGACUUGACAACACCAAAUGGUGACGACGAAACUGUGCAGCUGAUCGAUGUUGACAAGGUAACCCCACAUCCCUUGUACCAACCACGAAGCAGGUUCCAUGAUGUGGCUGUCCUGCAUCUACGCACACCAGCUAAACUAAGCUCACGUGUUCGUCCUGCUUGCUUGAAUUCAUUAACACAGCUCCCAACAAAUCGAGUAAUUAUUGCAGGAUUUGGAGCAGAAAGCAGUCGAUCAACAGAAUUUGGCACAGCACGCUAUGUGGAUGUCACUGAAAUACCUGCAUUACAGUGCCAAAAAGCACUCCCACAACUGACUCGCAUAGGUGUCAAAGUUAAUGAGUCACUGAUAUGCGCUGCAGAUGAAGCUGGUGGCCGUGACUCUUGCAGGGGUGAUUCUGGAGGCCCCCUUCAAGUUCGGCUUGACAAACCUCACUGUCAGUUCAGUGUUGCUGGAUUAAGUUCUUUUGGACCAGUGUUCUGUGGGGAGCCAGGUGUCCCUUCUGUGUAUACUAGCAUUGCUGAGUACUUAGAGUGGAUAGAGUCUGUUGUUUGGCCUUAAAUAUUGGGUAUCAGUGUGAGAGAUGAAAGUAUUAUUCAGAUAUGAAAAGUGGUACUCAGCACUGCAGACAACUCUUGACAGUUUACUAUGCAGUGUAUUUAAUGAACUGCAGAUGAGUAGGGUGGAGUGUUAAAAGUAUUGUUGGAAGACAGUAAAAAUGCAAAUGUUGCAUCUGUGAUUUGGAAUUUAUUAUUGGUAAGCAAAAAAAAAAAAAAAAACAAAAAAAAACCUCUGUCAGAUAUUCAAUAUGGGCUCAUACUUAUUUUUGCAGCCCAUUUCUACACUGCCAUUUCCAUUUCAAUUUUUACAGCUUUAUGGUGACUACAGCAAACACUAAAUAAAAUUUGAGAUAGAGAAUGUUUACAAGAAGCAAAGUAGAUACUAAUGCAGUGGUUUCAGAAGUUAUAAAGCUCAUAAAAGACCAUAUUAUUUCAAUCACAUUGCUUUACCAGUUCUUACAAUUUUGUAAUUGAAUUAAAAACUAUUGUAAAUGGUGAAUGUGAAUUUCUAAAUAAAGGAACUGAAUCCUU